This is a messenger RNA of Perkinsus marinus ATCC 50983, 681 nucleotides long. RefSeq lists its product as hypothetical. The record is from RefSeq and is a predicted model, not a curated record. The coding region runs from base 1 to 681 and encodes 226 amino acids. The transcript is spliced from 7 exons. Lineage: Eukaryota; Perkinsozoa; Perkinsida; Perkinsidae.
AUGACCCUACAAGGACUCGAAUGUGUGGGGCUCAUCCAUGAGAACCCCUAUAAUGGAAGGAAGGUUGCGCUAAUGCGUAAUAGAAAUGCCGACUGUAGUCGCCACGAGAAAGUCAUAGCCAAGAUUUGGCCCAAUGCUCAUCUUGAUGCGACUCGACAAGCCUUGGGCACUCGAGACGUUGAAAGUCGCAUGAAAAAACUGGUGGUCGAAGAUGCUGAAAGGGAGUCGAUACUCCUAUCGCAGCUGGCUGAUGACGGUAGUGGCUGUGCGGUACGGCCCUUGAAGACGUUUACGUGCCAACCUGGCUCUGAGCCGGUACUGGUCAGCACUGGUUGCCAGUCCGGAGCUACGUACUUCGUGAGGGAGUAUUGCAACUAUGGAGAUCUCAGCCAGUAUGUUACUCGCUGUCAAGACAUGUAUCAGAUUGAAGGCAGUCGCUUGGGCCUCAGAUGGUAUCUUUCAGCCAAGGAAGCUGUCAGACAAGCCAUCGAAUGUAUCAAGUGUGUUCACGAUGCAGGUUAUGCCUUACUGGAUGUCGAUACGAGCCAGUUCGGGGUUAUGGACUUCCGAGGUUACGGCUCUGGCCUAGAGCUCGAUGGUCCGCAGCCCAUCCAGGUCAAAAUCAUUGAUGCUGGACAAGCUACAGGUCAGAACUCUGGUGAAACGACUUCCCAGUUCUAG